AUGAAAAGUUAUUUAUCAAGCACUAGUACUACCGAUUAUAAUAACGAUAAUAAUAGUAAUAUCGACUUUAAUAGUAAUAAUAUUCAAAGAAGUAAUAACCAUAUAUUUAGUUUGGAAAACCAGAGGUACUUUAAUACUAUUUCAUCCUUGAAUAAAAUAAAUCAAACAAAUUAUAGAUUUACUUCUUCAGUUUUAGGUAUGGAUGGUAACAAUAAUAACAUAAAUAACAUCAUUACUAACACUAAUAAUAACAAUAAUAAUAAUAAUAAUAAUAAUAAUAAUAAUAACCGGAAUGCUGCAGGUAUUAGUACAACAGAUUCUGUAACGAAUAACUUGGAAGCACCUGGUAUUUCUUCAAAUAUUAAAGAACAUUCCAAAAUUAAUACCGAUGACUUAACUAUUAAUAAUGUCUCAAAUAAAGAUUUACAAAAUAUUGAAAAUAUAUUAUCCGAUUCAAACCCAAAUACAAAUCCAACUAGUGGAACUAAUUCUACUACAGGAAAUUCGGUGACACAACAAGCAACUUUCGAUUCAGCUACACCAAUAUCGUCAGUCACUUCAACUUCCACUUUUGAUAACAAUAAUCCAUUAAGUGUUCCAAAAUUAGAUUCUAAGCAAACUUCCAUUAGGGUUAAUAGUACACUUUCAACAAAAUUAAGAGGUAACAGUGUUCCAACUACAGAUUCUUCUUCUUCUUCAAUUAAGACUAAUUAUGUCUCCCCAAUUUUGAGGCAAUCAAGAAAGAAAUGGAAAAUUAUUGAAGAUAUUUCUUUAUUAAAUGUCAUAUUAUUAAAUUCUAAUUUAUUGAAUUAUAUGGAAUAUUUCAAGCCAAUGAAAAAUUUUUGGUUAAAAAUUUCAAUUAGUUUAAAUGAAACUUUUCAUAUUAAUAGAAAUUAUCGGCAAUGCCAUGAUAGAUUUAAAGUAUUGUAUCUAAAAGCGCUAAAAUUGGAUGAAAAUGAAGUCAAUAAAUUAGUACCUAAUAAUAAUAUUGAAGCAAUAUCCAUUAAUGCCUUAAGGGAUGAUAUAAGUCUUGGCUUGGAUGAUGAUUCAAAAUUAAAUAUUUUACUGAUUAAACUGAGAAAUACUUUUGUAUUUUUAAAUGGUAAUAUUAUCUUAAAAUCUAACUCACCUUCUAGUUCUUUAAUUGUAGAUUCUAAUCCUGGAGUUAGCAAGUGGAGCAUAAACAAACCUUCACCAAAAUUUAAGAUCCCACGGACAGAAAUUAAUAAUACUAAUAGCGCUAUCCAUCAAAAUUUUAUUCAGAAUAAUAAUGCUAAUAAUAUUAGCAAUAAUAAUAAUAAUAAUACUGGCGAUACUAAUAAUAAUACUAACGACAAUUUCGACAAUUCCCCAUCAAUAUCCAAUAUCCAUCCUUUUCCUUAUUCAGAUAAUACUCAAACUCCAAAUGAUAGCAAUUAUACGAAUGCUAUGUACCAGUCUAUUUGUAAUGUAUUAAGUAAUUUGCAAGAACAGAUUAACAAUUUAAGAACACAGGUCAUUAAUAAUAAUAAUAGAUUAAAUGAACAACAUAUGUUUUAUGAGAAUCUACUAAACAAUAGAGCAAACAGUAAUUUACAAUUUGAUCCGAACAAUGCCACCAAUAAUACUUCUAAUAGUAAUGGUAAUAUUGUUUCAGGUUCAGCAAUUAUGAAUGCAAACUUAAUGCAAAACAAUAGCAUUCUACUUAGAUCUACUAAUAAGUAUUUUAACCCAAUUUUCCAAAAUAAUGAUUUGAGAUACCCAACCUCUAUCAAUAAUAAUAGCAUGCAAGUAAGCUUAAGUCAAAACUCAAAUACUGAUUCUAAUAAUAAUAACAAUAAUGGACAAAUAUUGAUGAAUACAAUCCCUGGUAAUAAUGGUUUGAAUUCGACAAAUAUUAUAAAUGAUGGUACUAGUUUUGGUAGUUCUGGUGGUACAAACUCAACUGUUUCAUCUUCUACUUCCUCCAUGGUGAUGAAUGAAAAUUUUAGUAAUUACCUUAAUCGUAACUUGUUAAAUCAAUCGAACCAAUCGAAUUCAUCCAAUAGUAAUGGCGUUCAUCCUACUGGUACGAUCCCUGUUCAAAAUAGUCAUCUAAAUCAUUAUACUAACCAUAUGAAUAAUAAUAUUCCUCAUAAUAUACAAUUACCGUUAAACAUGCCGUAUUUACCAAAUCAAAAUAUUGCUUUCGCUGAAAGUGAUCCAAUAGCACCAAAUAUAGGGCUACACCCCAAUCAAACCACCACACGUAAUAAUCAUAACACUAGCAAUAAUCAUAUUAAUCGUAACAAUAGUAAUACAAAUAGUAAUAGUGUUAGUAGUUGUGAUAAUAGUAAUUCAAGUGAAAAUUCUAAUGGUUUGCAAACUAGUAGUAGUAAUAGUAGUAAUACUAUCAAUAAUAGUGAUAGUGGAAGUCAAAAUAUUAGUACUUCUGAUGAUCACAGAAAUAGUAGUGAUGAAAACGAAAACAACACAAAAAGCAGUAACUCAACUACGAACAGUAGUAGUAAUUCCACUGGUAGUAACAAUGAAAACCGUGUUAAUGUUACCCUUUGA
Molecule: messenger RNA, 2535 nt
Organism: Henningerozyma blattae CBS 6284
Lineage: Eukaryota; Fungi; Ascomycota; Saccharomycetes; Saccharomycetales; Saccharomycetaceae
Exons: 1
Coding region: 1-2535 (844 amino acids)
Source: RefSeq, a predicted model, not a curated record